Molecule: messenger RNA, 663 nt
Organism: Dermacentor silvarum
Lineage: Eukaryota; Metazoa; Arthropoda; Arachnida; Ixodida; Ixodidae
Product: 60S ribosomal protein L10a-2
Exons: 5
Coding region: 1-663 (220 amino acids)
Biological process (GO): translation
Cellular component (GO): large ribosomal subunit
Molecular function (GO): RNA binding; structural constituent of ribosome
Source: RefSeq, a predicted model, not a curated record
AUGGUGGUGCCAUGCCGGUUCCACGUGAGCCAAGAGAUGCUUUACAACUGCAUGGCAUCCGUCGCUAACGGUGCGGGGCAGAGACCUUCAAGGCGUCUCGACCCAGUCGAGGUGCUCAUCAAGCUCAAGAUGUGUGACAAGAACGAGUACGAGCACUUCACUGGCAAAGUCAGGCUCAAGCAUUCGCCGAAGCCAUGUUUCCGGGUCUGUAUCAUCGGCGGUGAGCAAGAUAUUCAAGAGGCUGUGGCCAACCAGUUGGAUUUCUUGGACUUGCCGACACUAAAAGAAAUCGGCAAGGACCCCGCAGUAGCCCGAGUUCUUGCUAAGAAGUACGACGCUUUCUUGGUGUCGAGGCCUCUACUCAGCCAGUUUAACGCCCACUUGGGCUACGCUGUGGUAGGCGAGCACAAGGUGCCCAUCGGCUUGUCACCCAACCAGCCCAUGAUGGCCAAGAUCAAGGAGGUCGAGAACACAACCAAGAUUCGCAUGAAGCAUAAAAAGCUCGUGGUCGCCGUGGGCCACGUGAACAUGCCGCCCGAACAUUUGGUGGAUAACGUGAACCGGGUCAUGGCCCACCUGAAACGCUUGCUCAAGGAAAACCCUAAGGACGUCCACACGUUUCACAUCAAAAGCCGCUCGGGGCCCACCGUGAAGCUCUGCUGA